AUGGCUCAGGCUAGGGCAUUGUCUAUAGCUGAUAGUAGUACUUUUUCAGAGAUUUCAUUUCCAGCAAUCAAGCCUUUAUCUCUUUUUGAGCAUGUUUCAAGGUCACCCACUUUCAAGACAGAUGAGGGACUACAUACCCAUUUACAAAGAUUUAUUACAAAACAAGACAAUGUCAUCACAACUUAUAUGCUAGCCUGUGAGCACCACAAGGAACUGAGAUACCAGUUGGACAAGAAAGAAUUUAAGCUUGAAGAAGUUAUCAAGACUCUAAGAAAAGCAGAAGAUAGAGAAGAAGAUAUAAGUUUAUUAAGUGAUUCUGAGAAAUCAGUCAAGAACAACACUUCAAACUUUGCAGAGAUAUAUCAUCCACUUGUCAUACAGUACUAUUUCCAGAUAGAUGAUAUGAACUUACUGAAAGAGAAGCUUUGGAAUCUACAUGCAGAAUAUAAUAUGGCACAGGAAGAUCAAGCCACAAAAUACAAAUAUGAAAUGGCUGUGCAGGACUCUAGUCUUCUGAAAUUACUAGAAAACUUUGCAAAAUAUGAGGAGAAGAUACUUGAUAAUCUUACUGCUGUAGACAAUAAUGUUCAGUAA
Coccidioides immitis RS is the source of this 594-nucleotide messenger RNA. RefSeq lists its product as uncharacterized. The transcript has 3 exons. NCBI's taxonomy places the organism in Eukaryota, Fungi, Ascomycota, Eurotiomycetes, Onygenales, Onygenaceae. The coding region runs from base 1 to 594 and encodes 197 amino acids. The record is from RefSeq and is a predicted model, not a curated record.